This is a messenger RNA of Alternaria ventricosa, 606 nucleotides long. RefSeq lists its product as uncharacterized. The transcript has 3 exons. Lineage: Eukaryota; Fungi; Ascomycota; Dothideomycetes; Pleosporales; Pleosporaceae. The record is from RefSeq and is a predicted model, not a curated record. Bases 1 to 606 code for a protein of 201 amino acids.
AUGCUCUUCAAGAAUCUCUUCGCACUCGUCGCUUCAGCUUCUGUCGCUGUUGCUUUCCCUGGCUACUCUGCAGUGCCUCCCAAGUCUUCUUCCAGCGCAUACGUGCCCCCUCCAAAGACUUCAUCUGCGCCUCCUCCCAAAGAGACAACAAUCUGCACUCCGUCCACAUACGUCAGCUCCAGCGUCGGGGAGGGCAAGACCACCUAUUUGUCUACCAAGACUGUGGUCAUUCCUGUCACCACUGUUACUGAGAAGCUCUCGACCGUCACAGCACCUUACCCAUACACCACUACCGGCACCAGUACCAAGACGGUCACACAGCUCACCACCUAUUUGACUACCAAGACCUACUCGACUGUGACUACUAUCUACAACACCAAGGUAGAGAGCGAAGUCAAGUCCGCUACCAAGGUUGAGACCGUGCCAGUUGUCUCCACCGGAACUUCCUACAAGACCAGCGUCUCCACUGCUAAGGAGACCAUCACAAGCUCAAAGACCACCGGGUCUGUCGUCACGGAGACUGCAAAGAAGCCGACCACGUACAUUACAACUGGCACCACCACGGUCUGCACAACGUCCAAGGGCGGCUAUGGCGACGGCUACUAA